Molecule: messenger RNA, 3342 nt
Organism: Bolinopsis microptera
Lineage: Eukaryota; Metazoa; Ctenophora; Tentaculata; Lobata; Bolinopsidae
Product: vacuolar protein sorting-associated protein 18 homolog
Exons: 1
Coding region: 1-2904 (967 amino acids)
Biological process (GO): endosome organization; intracellular protein transport; lysosome organization
Cellular component (GO): endosome; HOPS complex
Molecular function (GO): protein-macromolecule adaptor activity
Source: RefSeq, a predicted model, not a curated record
AUGGCCGGGCUGUGGAAUGAGUACCAAGAAGAUGAGCGGAGUUAUGAGUCUGGCAGCCGAGGCAGCAACAGGGAAAGUUCUUUCAACACAUCUGUCAUCAAUUUGAAGGAGCCAGUAGAUUCUAUUGACAAGCGGCCAAUCUUUGAGAAGGAGGACACUUAUGUUAAAGAAACAGCAGCCAUAAUAAAGUUAGCCACUGCUAAUAGGAUACUAGUUGUGGGGCUAUUGAGCAACAAAAUGAAGAGAUUCUACACACAAGCUACCGAGCUGGAUGAUGUCUUAGAUAUUCCUAGACCUGUUGGUGAUAAAUUUCAUAACAUUUUUCUGGAUCCAACUGGUAAACAUUUGCUCGUUUCUAUGACUUCUGGGGAACUUUUUUACGGCUUCUAUGGUAAGCAAACCUUAUGGCCAUGCUCGAAACAAAUGAAGUUAUCUGUAAAGAUUGACUCUGUUGCCUGGAGUCAAACCAAGCAAACUGAUAUUGACACCAAGGAAAUUCUCAUAGGCAAUUCGCUUGGAACAAUUUAUGAAACUAAGCUUAAUCCUUCCUCUGAUAAACAACUUGUUGCAUACUCCAAAAUACUUUACAAUUUAGACAAACCAGAAGCUAUUACAGGUCUCGUUUAUUUUCAUGAAAAUGGUGAUCCGAAACAGAGGACCGUCGUUAUUGCCACUACUCCUACAAGAAUAUAUCAGUUUUUUGGCAGACUGAAAUCCAAUGAACAAUGCAAAUUUGGUUUUAUCUUUGGCGAGAAUAGUUUGCCUGAGUUCAAAGAAAACAUUGAAUCUUUGGGUCUUAUGGCUGUGGCGUACAUAAAGUAUCCUCAACCUCGCUCUCUUGUCUGGAUGACAGGCGUUGGGAUUCAGUAUUCAAGGAUUAAUAUCGACUCAGCCUCUUUUGACGAAGAGACUGUUUUGUCAGAAAAUAAACUGACCCCAUUCACUGACAAAGGUAUUCCAGUGGCUAUUGGUGUCUCAGAGUUUCAUUUAUUGCUUAUGUAUGAGAAUGGUUUUGAGGCGAAAAGUCUCAUAAAUUGGAAACAUGUUCAUUAUGAGCCCUUGAGAACUCCAGGAGGAACUUACAAUACUCUUGCUCUCGAUCCAAUGGACCAAAGUAAAUUCUUCUGCUCUGCAAAGCAAAGCAUCAUCAGAUUUAAGAUCCACAAAGAGGAUCGUAACGUCUGGAGGAUGUAUAUGCAGCUUCGUAAAUUCCAAGAAGCAGAGAAAUACGCUGAUGGAGAUCAGACUAAACUUUUUGAGAUUGCUAGCGAGGAAGGUGAUUAUUAUUUUGAGCAGAAGUACUACGAUGAUGCUGCUCAAACGUAUGCACUUUCACAUAGAUCAUUUGAGGAGAUCGCACUCAAAUUUAUCAAUGAAAGCACCACACCUGCUCUCAUGAACUUCUUGAGAUCAAAACUGGAUUCAAUCAACAACUCCAACAGCCCAACUCAGAUCUGCAUGCUUGUCGUUUGGAUUGUUGAACUCUAUCUAAGCGAAAUUAGUAGUUUGGAGAAGCAACAACAAUCUAGUGAAGAAGAGUGUGACACUGUCCAGUCUACUAGGGCUGACUUAAGGAACUUUCUUGGCAAUGAGUUUGUUAGCAGGAACAUAAAGAAGAAUAAGCCUAUUAUCAAAGUGAUCCAGGAGAUGAUGGCUAGCUAUGGCGACACCUCUGAUAUGAUAUACUUCGCUGAUCUAAUGGAAGAUAUUGAGAAAGUAAUAAUGCAUCACAUUCAUGAUCAACAGUAUGCCUCAGCUCUAAAUACCCUGCGGAAACGGAGGAGUCCUGAACUGUUUUACAAGUAUACCCCUACACUUAUGAAGUACAUCCCACGAAACACAGUAGAAGUGUUGGAGCAGUUUGGAAGACAUCUUGAUCCCAAACAACUGUUACCUUCCUUCAUCCAUUGUAAAACCCUGGAUCAGAAGGAACAGGCUCUGAAGUAUCUUCAGUUCGUUGUUUUCAGCACUAAAUGUAAAGAUGAAGCUAUCCACAACUUUCUCUUAUCCCUUGUGGUUCAGCAAGACGAUGAAGGUUUGCUCCUUGAGUUUUUAGAUAAAACUGAUGCAAAUGUAGAUAGAAAAUAUGCACUGAGACUGUGCUCAGAGCACAGGAAAUGGAAAGCAUGUUGUUACAUUUACACCAAGAUGGGGCUUUAUGAGGAAGCAGUGAAACUAGCCCUAACUAAGCUGGGAAAUGUCCACGAAGCGGAGAAAACAGCGUUGGAAGCCCAGAGUUACAGUCGCCCUGAACAACAGGAGAUGAUAAAGAAGCUCUGGUUGAUGAUUGCAAGACAUGUUGUGGAGGAGGAGAAGGAUAUUAAACGUGUAAUGGAAGUGAUCAACAGAGCUGAACAGGUGUUGAAGAUAGAGGAUAUUCUCCCAUUCUUCAACGACUUCUUUUACAUUGACGACUUCAAAGAUUCCAUCUGUAAGUCUUUGGAGAUCUAUAAUCAGAACAUCAACCAGUUGAAUGAUGACAUGAAGGACGCUACUGAUAGUGCUGAGAGAAUACAUAAUGACAUAGAUAAUCUGAAACGUAAGAACUGUGUGGUGGAAUCCUCCAAGAGUUGCUACCUCUGUGAUAUUCCCUUGCUUACACGCUCCUUUUAUGUUUUCCCCUGCAGCCACAUGUUUCAUACUGCCUGUCUUGUCAAGGAGAUAACUGGUUAUCUUUCCAAGAGAAAGGCUGAGGAAGUGUCUCAAAUUUACAAAGUUUUGCUAAAUCUGAAGGACGAAGAUCAGACGAGAACUGAAUCCUACCGGCGUGCAAAGUGUGAGCUGGAUGAGAUGAUAGCGGAGGAGUGUCUGAUGUGUGGAGAGUACAUGAUUCAGAGUAUAGACACACCCUUCUUACCUCGAGAUGAGUACCUGUUUGAAAAGCUAAGGUCGGAGUGGUCUUAAUGCAGGCUCAAACCUUUUGUUUAUUGAAUUUUAGAUAAUUAUCGGUUGUUGAUCAACUUACAUAUUUUGAUGCAUACCUUUUUAUUUUUGUACUUGGAUUUGAUUUUGAUGAUGAACUGGUCGGAUUAUAUUAAAGAUUGAAGUUUAUUUAGUUGUAAAGUCAUAUGUUGGAUAAAGACUAGAAACUGUUGAUGCUUUGUUUGAAUAUUUUGAUUUUGUAGUUAAAUUAUCCACAAUUACAAGUUAAUAGCUGAACUGUACUCUGUAGUAACUAGUAGUAACUACUAGUAACUAUAGGAACCAUAGUAGAAAGGUGUUGUUAUUCAGCUGUAAGAACUGAACAUAUUGAAAGUACUAGUGUAACCCGUAUAGAUUGUUCAAUUAUUCUUGUUUAUAUUGAUUAGUUGAUUGAAUACUCUACGAUUUUUGUUUUUGACA